This is a messenger RNA of Symbiodinium sp. CCMP2592, 3852 nucleotides long. Lineage: Eukaryota; Dinophyceae; Suessiales; Symbiodiniaceae. The record is from the annotation of a GenBank genome assembly.
AUGUUCCAGCGAUUCUCUGAGAGUAUCCAGCGUGUGGCGGCAGAGGAAGAUUGGACUUCCAGGGUCGAGCGUACUUUCUCCCGAGGACCAGAUAUUGCACCUGGCCGCUCGUCGGACGGACGCAGAAGGAGAGUCAUUGCAUUGGCGGUCGUCCGAGGAUUUUUGACGGUGCUCGUGGCCCUUGGUUCCGGUCCAGAAGCGGCUCACUCUCUCUUGAGAGUCAGGGAGAGAGAAUUUGAGGGAGCCACUGAGCUGGGUCGACAUCGUAAUCUGGUUGACUCCCUUUUGAUGGAACUCGAGCCGCUAUUUGGAGACACGUCCGAUCCUGCAUCUUUUAAUGACUGGGACGCAGAAUACCCAACUUUAGCAGAAUCGUUUCAGUUGAGUUCCAAAACACAUCGGGAUGUCAAAUCGGGUGAGGUUUGUGAUUGGACAGUAGAGCAGUGGGAAGAAUACAACGCCCGGGAAGAACAACGGUCCCUACAGGCUUCUUCUGCUGCUGCGUCUAUUGGCCCGCGUGUUUCAGUCUCUUCGCCCUCCGUUGUUGUUGUGCCGGAUGAGCCAACUGUUAAUGGACCUGAGUCGGCGUUUGAUGGACCUGAGACCGCGACGACCGAUGCACCUGUGAUUACGCCGGCGUUUCUUGCGUUUGACUUUCACGGUGUGCUCGACGUUUCCUUUGCCGAUGCUCGAUACCUGUUGGCUGAGCUUCAGGGGCAUCCUCCCGCGCCACCAGAAAUGUUUGACAUUGGUUCGGAACAUGAAGAAGGGGAAGAGGAAGAUGACAUUGAGCAUGAUCCCGUAAUUAAUCCCGAUGAUGAAGAUUACGAGGGUUCAACGUACCACAUCAAGGAUCUUCGCGAACUGUGGUUGCAGGCUGCACUUGAUCCCAACAUCACCGAUCGGGCGAUGGCUAAGAUGCAGACUGACUCAGAUGGGUUGCCCCGGUUGGACGCGGCCAUUGACAAAAUCAAAGAUUCAAGUCCAUCAAGCAACAAGCGCACUUUCAACUGGUUGUGGACUCAACUUGUUGAGCUCCUUGACGAGCUCCGGGAAGAGGCCAACGAGGAAUCAAUCAGGGAUGCAUUGUUGCGGCCCGGGACCAAAAGCCCAUCGGUACCGAAGAAAGGAGAGCAGCAGAAAGCUACACCAGCAUCUCCAACGCCUGCCGCUCCUGCUCCUCCCACCGGUCCCAAAGGUAUUGGAAAGGGUGGAAAAGAUCGGGAGCAGAAGGGUGCAAAUUGUCCAUUCUCACAUGAGACAGCUCCCGGAAAAUCCAAUGCGCCAAAGGCCAAUGGAGCAGCUGCCACGGCAAAGAGCUCUGCCGCGGCUGUCGCCCUGAUGCUUCCCACUACGGCUCAGGGUAUCUCGGUCGAUGGACGUUCCACGCCGAGUACGACAAACUUUUGGAAAAGAUCGGGACUGAGUUACUUGUUCCGCACCGUUGUCGGUUGGCUCUCUGUCUGUAGCCAUGCCUUACCAGCUGUCCUGCCAAGGGUUACAGACGUAGCUUUGCCAGGAUACCAGACAGGUCCUUUUCAGCUCGAGUGGAUCGCUGAUUCGGGAGCCGGUCGCAACUUGACAUCUCUCAAGGCGCUCCAGCGCCAAGGAAUCCCACCUGAUAUAGGCUUGCAAGCCUUUCAGGCCGAACAGCCGAUUCACUUCUCCACCGGUAAUGGCGUUGUCACUUCUCACGAAGUCUUGACCUGUGAGGGCCAAGACUUUGGACAGAACACGGCAUACCUCAUGAACGAUUGUCCCGUCGUAAGGUCAAUGGGUGAGAUAGUAAACGGUGGCCAGCUGCCUUUCCUUUGGCUUCCUGGUCAAUUGCCCUGCUUUCUCAAAUCCAGCAACCACGUGCAAGCAGACCUUAGUGGGGCCCUGUUCGCCGAUCGUGUUGAGGGAAAUGUGCCUGUUUUCAAAGAACAAGUGUCUUUCGCCGUUGCCGCGCACUCCACAACUGACAGGUCCCCGUCACCAUCGUCCCCGCUGCUACCUCCUGGCGAGGGCUCUGCUGACAAAGUCCCUGUAGAGAGAGAGGCUGAGAAGGCACCAGAGUUAGAGCUUGCCUACGAAGACGUUCUCGAGAGGGUCGAAGACAAGCUGCUCGACGGCCUUCCCCCGGCUGAACCGCGUGCGGUGUCGCAUGCACCUGACGCAAACGACCACCUCUCCGACUACGAACCAUCUGACGAUGGCGGUUCCGCGCCAGUUGUCGGAGCGACAGCGCAGACUGCCUCCGAGCCUGCACUUGGCCACCUUACCACUGUCCGCACAGUGCCAGACCAAAGCUUCCUAGAACGUGACCACUCACUGCGCACGAGUCCAUCGACCUGUGAGUUUGAUAUGCGCUCGUACGCAGCACAGCUUGUCGACUUCUACUGCGAGGUCGCCGGCGUCACCAAAGACAAGCUACGCAACUUUCCGUCUCCUUGUUAUCCGGAGAACCAGCUCACCGAUGCUGAUCUUGAGACAGAAGGUGAAUUGCAUCAUGCUGCGUCGCGCAUUCUUAUGCGGGGCCUGUGGCUAAGUCGCCUUGCUCGGCCUGACCUGUCUUUUGCAAUCUCCCGAUUAGCAUCGAGGGUAACAAAAUGGACCAAAUUUGAAGAUCGCCAGUUGAUGCGCUGCAUUUCAUAUCUCCAUCACACGACACACCUCACGUUGCGCGGAGCAGUUUCGCAAACUGACCUCUCUUGCAACAUCGAAGUGUUUACCGAUGCAGAUUUUGCAUCUUGCCCGUACAGUGCCAAAAGCACGUCCGGCAUCAUCAUAAUGCUGCGCACCGGUGAAUCUUACUUUCCUGUCCAUUGGUUGUCUAGGAAACAAUCAUCAACGGCCAGAAGCACUACGGAAGCCGAAAUGAUCGCGCUUGCUGCAGCGAUGUUCUCCGAGGCCGAGAACUUGCAAACAUUCCUAGAGUCUUUGCUUGAUGCUGCAGUUUCAGUGUCCUACCAACAAGAUAACGAAACGGUGCUCGCGAUCCUCAAGGCAGGUUAUAGCGCGAAACUUCGACACAUGAACCGGGUUCAUCGUGUUAACGUCGCCUCCGUGUGCGAAAGGCUUGCAGAAGAACGCGUCCAAGCUGUUUACUGCAGCACCAAACUUCAGAAGGCUAACGGGUUUACGAAGGUCAUAUCGCCUCAAGAAUGGCCUCUAGUUCUGAGUCAGCUGUGCCUUUUGCCUGCCACUGACAAGGCAUUAGCAACUUCAGCCCAAGAUCUUUCAUCUGAUGCCCUUGUGUUAGCAGAUCCUCGCGCGGCCGCAGGCUUAGUUCCUCGCCGCGUCGAAGAGCAGCACAUUCUGCAUUUGCUGACGCUCCUUCCUCACGACGGAGCGCGCAGAGGUCCAGAAACUACUGAAACGCACUGCUUCUCAGUUGGCGCUUAUGCGCAUGGCAGCGGCAUAGUCGGAAUCAGAAGUAACACCCGUCUCUUCCCUGAAGUAGUCCGUGUCUUCACCCGGUUUGUUAGGCAACAGCGUAGGAACCACACGUUCACGGCAGUAGCUUUGUUCCGCGGUCAACAGACCGAGCUUCACAGCGACAAGUGGAACGCGCCGGACUCGUACAACCUCGUACUUCCAAUUACGCAGGUUGUCAGCGGCGGAGGAAUAUGGAUCGAAGAUCCUGCUGGCGAGGCGCAGUGCCCCCAGUACGACUGCAACCUUCCCGGUCGCGUCCUCCACCUCCCAGCCUUGUUCAAGCCCUCACGCAAACACUGCACUGUCCCCUGGCAGGGAUCCCUAGCGCAAAGGGUUGUGCUCGUUGCUUACACUCCUCGCGGAUGGAGCAACCUGCCUUUCCCAGACCAACAGUUGCUAAGAGAUGCGGGGUUCCGCAUGCCCCACCUGUAA